ACGCGGCUGGUGCGCUCCAACUUGCUGUUACCUGAGGCCGAGGCGGAGAAGUCCAAGAGGACGGUCCUGGCCAGCAACCGCCUCAAGACCACCAAGUACACGGCGCUCUCCUUCCUGCCCAAGAACCUCUUCGAGCAGUUCCACCGCCUGGCCAAUGUCUACUUCGUGUUCAUCGCGCUCCUGAACUUCGUGCCGGCCGUCAACGCCUUCCAGCCGGAGCUGGCCUUGGCCCCUGUCCUCUUCAUCUUGGCGGUUACUGCCAUCAAGGACCUGUGGGAGGAUUACAGCCGCUACCGCUCCGACAAGGAGAUCAACCACAUGGAGUGCCUGGUGUACAGCAGAAACGAGAAGAAAUAUAUAAGCAGAUACUGGAAAGAAGUGAAAGUUGGAGACUUUGUGCAGCUUCGCUGUAAUGAAAUUAUACCUGCUGACAUAUUGCUGCUCUCCUCAAGUGAUCCCGAUGGGCUGUGCCAUAUAGAAACAGCUAACCUGGAUGGUGAAACUAACCUAAAACAAAGACAGGUGGUGAGGAGGUUCUUAGAGCUGGACUCAGAAUUUGACCCGUUGAAGUUCACCAGUGUCAUUGAAUGCGAGAAGCCAAACAAUGACUUAAGUAGGUUUCGAGGUUACAUUGUCCAUAAAAGUGGAAAAAAGGAUGGACUGUUCAAAGAAAAUCUUUUGUUACGUGGAUGUACCAUUAGAAAUACAGAAGAGGUUGCAGGAAUAGUAAUCUAUGCAGGGCAUGAGACCAAAGCUUUGUUAAAUAAUAAUGGACCCCGUUACAAACGCAGUAAGCUUGAAAGACAGAUGAAUGCCGAUGUCCUUUGGUGUGUCCUCAUACUUCUAAUCAUGUGUCUGUUUUCUGCCAUAGGUCAUGGCCUAUGGGUAUGGCAAUAUGGUGAGAAGAAGAAACCAAUUUUUGAUGUUCCAGGGCCUGAUGGCAAAUAUUUGUCUCCUGUUUUAGCUUCAGUGUAUUUAUUUCUGACAGUGAUCAUAGUUUUCCAGGUUAUGAUUCCAAUUUCUUUGUAUGUAUCCAUUGAAAUAGUUAAAAUCUGCCAAGUAUACUUUAUUCAUCAAGAUAAAGAUUUAUAUGAUGAAGAAACAGACUCUCAGCUGCAAUGCCGAGCUUUAAAUAUCACAGAAGACUUAGGUCAGGUGCAGUUUAUCUUUUCAGACAAGACUGGGACACUUACUGAAAACAAGAUGGUUUUCCGAAGAUGCACUGUUUCUGGGAUAGAAUAUUCCCAUGAUGAUAACGCCAAACGCUUAGCGAUGUACCAAGAACCUGAUUCUGAGGAAGACGAGGCAGCCCCAAAAGGAGGAACUCUAUCCCAGCGUGAUAGUAUCUGCAGCCAUCAGAGCAUCAAAGUAAUCCACAGAAGCCAGAGCACCAAAACCCACCGGCGCACAGGUAGCAGAGCUGAAGCAAAAAGAGCAAGCAUACUCUCAAAGCACACUGCAUUCAGUAGCCCAAUGGAGAAGGACAUCACACCUGACCCGAGCUUGUUAGAAAAGGUGAAUGAAUGUGCAAAGCAUCUGGAGGUCAUGAGGAGCCAUGAACAGCCAUUAUCCCAUCUGAGUCCAGAAUUAUGUGACAUUUUUGACUUCUUCAUCGCUUUGACUAUAUGUAAUACAGUUGUGGUUACUGCACCAAAUCAGCCCCGACAGAAGGUUAGAGAUCGAUUUGAACUAAAAUCUCCAGUAAAAACCAUAGAAGACUUCAUACGAAGAUUCACUCCAAGUCGCCUGACCUCUGGAUCUAACAGCAGCAGUUCAUCUAGUCUAGCUACAAGCAAAUCAAUGCACAGAUUUGGUUUAAGUGUGCUUUCAUCUACAUCUACGGAUAGCGCUUUAUUAAAACUGGAAGAGAAGCUGGCGUACUCUGCGCAGAUGAAUAAUAAUGGCUACAGCUCCCAGCAAGGCCGGGCGGCUGUGGGGAGUGGACCUGAGGAAGGAGAACUCCGUUACGAAGCAGAGAGUCCAGAUGAAGCUGCUCUCGUUUAUGCAGCAAGGGCAUAUAACUGUUCUCUGGUUGGAAGGCUGUCUGACCAGGUAUCAGUGGAGCUACCUCACCUGGGAACAUUAAGCUUUGAAGUAUUACAUACAUUGGGCUUUGAUUCAGUCAGGAAGAGGAUGUCAGUAGUGGUCAGACAUCCUCUCACAGAUGAAAUAAAUGUUUACACUAAAGGAGCAGAUUCAGUUAUUAUGGAUCUUCUUCCACCGUGCUCUUCAGAUGACCCUCGGGGCAAACAUCAAAAAAAAAUCCAAAGCAAAACCCAGAAUUACCUUAAUCUGUAUGCUGUAGAUGGGCUGCGGACCCUCUGUAUUGCAAAAAGAGUUCUCAGCAAGGAAGAGUAUGCCUGUUGGUUAAAAAGUCAUUUAGAAGCAGAAUCCUCUAUUGAAAAUCGUGAAGAACUUCUGUUUCAGUCAGCACUGCGGAUAGAGAAGAAUCUGCAUCUGCUAG
Messenger RNA from Leptosomus discolor (cuckoo roller), 2464 nucleotides. NCBI's taxonomy places the organism in Eukaryota, Metazoa, Chordata, Aves, Leptosomiformes, Leptosomidae. The record is from RefSeq and is a predicted model, not a curated record.